AUGGCUCCGACGCUGCUGGAUAUGGCUCAGAUUUUUGGCUUUAGGCCUCAUGGAAGACCUGUUGAUGCUGUUGGUGAUUAUCACAGGAAGAAGGACCAGCAGAAGCUAGCCAAGCCAUUCACUAUUUCCCCAGCCCUGAUCAACCAGAAUUGCUCCUUCUCCAAUUAUCUCAGAAAAUUUAGUGCUGAGAAGGACAAAGAUCAGCAGCAUAUGUUGUUCCUCCUGUAUUGGCUGAACAGGUUUGUUCUGCCCAAUCGCUGUUCUGCAGUUCUGCUUGAGUAUUGGCAUCUGGCAGAAGCUCUGCAUAAUCAUACUAAUGUUGGACUCGGGCCUACAGUUCUGGCCCAUCUAUUCAAGAACCUGCAUACCGCCACCCUGGAGUAUCCGCUAAAUCUGUCUGCUCCUGGUGCCUUUUGGAUGAUUCAGAUCUGGCUGCAGGUCUAUUUUCCUGAGUUAAGGUUUCCAGAUAUAGUUCUGCCUGAGGACCAGGUUCUGGCUCAACCAUUGUUGUCGGCAGAAGUCCCCAAGCGAUCAAUCGAUGAGUACCUGAUGAUCUUCAGGCAUUGUACCAAAAGGUCUGCAGCGCAGUGGCAAGUGGUGAUUAGGAGGACCUAUCCGUGGUUUCAACCUGGACAUCGUCUGUUUGAGAAGGAGCCAGAAGACGAAUCUGUCAGAACUGAUUUUAGGAAGAAGUUCCUGAGUGUGACCUUACCCAGAGAUCUGCCUCAUGGAGGAGGAAAACCUCCAAAUUAUCAUUUAGGGGCGGAAGUCUACCAUCCCAACUUCUGUGCAAGGCAACUUGGCUGCCCUCAGCUCAUACCCCUCAAGUCAUACAGAAGCUGUAAUCGGGGGUCUUCUUGGAGGGACGCGGAUGACUUGGAGGUCCACAAACAUGCCAGUGAUGAUGCUAAUCUUUUCUGUCUGUACUCAGAUCCCUCUUUGACAAAGAAUAUAGGGAGCCAACCAGCCCAAAGUGGAGAGGUGUUUGUUAAUUCUGUUAUUGCUGCCGGGGAUCUGGAGCUGCCCUCCGGGAAUGGAGAGGAGGAAGAAGAAGAAGAAGAAGAAGAUCAGGUAGAACAGACUCCUGUCGAGGCCACUUCUCCCGUUAAAAGAAAGAGAAAAGAAACUGCCCAGUCUAUGACUCCAGUUGGAAGUCCUUCUCCUCCUCUUACUAAGUCAAAAAGACUUAGAAAGAAGAUUGUAGAAGAAUAUGUGGCCCCGGAGGGAACUAGGGCAAUUCCUACCACCACUUCUGGCACGAAUGAUGACCUGAGAGAGGCUUUCGAAGCUGUGGGGCAAGAAAGGGAGCUGGAAGAGCUGGAAGAGGUAGGAGAGGAGCCUCAAGAGAAGGCCAAAAUAGUGGAAGAAGAGGAGGAAAUUCCUACCGAGGUGAUAGCGGAGAGUAUUGCCUUGGCUCGGAAGCAGCAGGAAGAUAUAAGGGCAGGGCUAACCAACUUAGAGGUGGCCCUUUUUGAUGAUCCAGAGGCAGAACAUUCCACUGCCGCUCCAACAGCUGAGGAGCAGGCAGAGCAAAUCGGAUCAGAGCCUGGGGAACAAUCAGAACAAGUGGUUCCUGCUCCUGAAACCAUAGCAGAAGUGGCUGCUGCCGUUCCUGGCUUCAUGGCAGAAACAUCGAAAACUGCUGGGAUCUUGGCAGUGAGGACCAUCCCCUCGCAGCCUCCGAUUGUUGCUGUGAGUGCUUUUGUACUUUUUGUUUUCUUCUUUUCUGUUUCUGCCUUGUUUUGA
This is a messenger RNA of Prunus mume (Japanese apricot), 1746 nucleotides long. The record is from RefSeq and is a predicted model, not a curated record. NCBI's taxonomy places the organism in Eukaryota, Viridiplantae, Streptophyta, Magnoliopsida, Rosales, Rosaceae.